AUGACUACAACUCACCAUAUAUUUCUAUUAAUAGAUGGAACGCGGUUGAUUGUGGCGGCAGUCGCGCAGGCGGCGCCGCACGGUGCGGUUGUGGCUCGCUGGCGCUGCUGGUGUGGCUGGUGGGCGGUGGCGAACGCGGCCGCGCAGCGCAGCCCUCUCGGCUGGGCGAUGGGUAGCUCACAACGGAUAGCCGCCGUGGCGGCUGUCUCUCAUGCGAAACACUACUAUAAUCACACCCGACCAGAUGUCGUACAAACGUCAGAGGCCACUCAUUACACUGUCAAUAUAUUCUUUGUAAGUGCAACACUAUGUGGAGUACUGGUGGCGGUGUGCGCUGCGUGUUGGCGACGAACGCCGCCUUCAGACAAACCAGAAGAUGUGGCUGAAUGUGGCGUGUAUACAGUCACUUCUGAUGCAAGAUUAGGACAGACACAAGUGCACUCUAUUCCUGUCACUCUCAUACUCCGGUGGGUCGAAUACUCGACACGACCGGUGAGAGUUAAGGCCAUAGGACCAACGGCUUUACGUGCUCUCCGAGGCACGGGGGUGAAACACCACCGACUUCCCAUCUCCGGACUGUUACUGAGGUUUGCUGUACAGAAAGACUCAAUAACUAAACUAGGCCCAACCCGGGACUCGAAUCCAGGACCUCCGGGUGUGCAGCCGUACAUGCUAGCCACUACACCACCAAGGCAGUUAAAAAAU
Messenger RNA from Brenthis ino (lesser marbled fritillary), 705 nucleotides. The record is from the annotation of a GenBank genome assembly. Lineage: Eukaryota; Metazoa; Arthropoda; Insecta; Lepidoptera; Nymphalidae.